This is a messenger RNA of Penicillium soppii, 1371 nucleotides long. Its product is annotated as gamma-tubulin mipA. Gene Ontology annotation, molecular function: structural constituent of cytoskeleton; GTP binding. Gene Ontology annotation, biological process: meiotic spindle organization; cytoplasmic microtubule organization; microtubule nucleation. The transcript is spliced from 5 exons. Bases 1 to 1371 code for a protein of 456 amino acids. Gene Ontology annotation, cellular component: gamma-tubulin complex; centrosome; spindle. The record is from RefSeq and is a predicted model, not a curated record. Lineage: Eukaryota; Fungi; Ascomycota; Eurotiomycetes; Eurotiales; Aspergillaceae.
AUGCCAAGAGAAAUCAUCACAAUCCAAGCCGGCCAGUGCGGCAAUAACGUCGGUAGCCAGUUCUGGCAGCAACUGUGCCAGGAGCAUGGAAUCAGCGCAGAUGGAAACUUGGAGGAGCAUGCGACUGAUGGGGCGGCCGGUGAUCGCAAAGAUGUUUUCUUCUACCAGAGUGACGACACCAGAUACAUUCCACGAGCGAUUCUCCUCGACCUAGAACCCCGAGUCCUAAAUGCCAUACAAACCGGUCCUUACAAGAAUAUUUACAACCCCGAGAACUUCUUCGUCGGACAACAAGGUAUUGGAGCUGGCAACAACUGGGGUACUGGAUAUGCCGCAGGAGAAGGUGUUCAAGAGGAGAUCUUCGAUAUGAUCGACCGAGAAGCAGACGGAAGUGAUUCGCUAGAGGGCUUCAUGCUUCUACAUUCAAUCGCCGGAGGUACAGGCUCUGGACUGGGCAGUUUCAUCCUGGAGCGCAUGAACGACCGUUUUCCUAAGAAGCUCAUCCAAACAUACUCCGUAUUCCCGGACACACAAUCCGAUGUCGUUGUCAACCCUUACAACAGCUUGCUCGCCAUGCGACGAUUGACCCAGGAUGCCGAUUCCGUUGUUGUGCUGGACAAUGGCGCUCUAUCACGUAUUGUCGCAGACCGGCUCCAUGUCCAAGAGCCUUCGUUCCACCAAACCAACCAGCUCGUGUCCACAGUUAUGUCUGCAUCCACGACCACCCUACGAUACCCCGGAUAUAUGCACAACGACCUUGCAGGCAUUAUCGCCUCCCUCAUCCCCACUCCGCGCAGUCACUUCCUCCUCACUUCAUACACGCCAUUCACAGGUGCCAACAUUGAGCAAGCCAGAACCGUACGCAAGACCACGGUGCUGGACGUGAUGCGUCGCCUACUCCAACCCAAGAAUCGCAUGGUCUCUGUCAAUCCGAGCAAGUCCAGCUGCUACAUAAGUAUCCUCAAUAUCAUCCAGGGUGAAGCCGAUCCGACCGACGUACACAAGUCCUUGCUGCGCAUUCGGGAACGCCGUCUUGCAUCUUUCAUCCCCUGGGGCCCGGCUAGUAUCCAGGUCGCUCUUACGAAAAAGUCCCCUUAUAUUGAAGAAACCGGACACCGAGUCAGCGGUCUCAUGUUGGCCAACCACACAUCUGUCGCAACGCUAUUCAAGCGCAUUGUUCAACACUACGACAAGCUCCGCAAACGCAAUGCCUUCUUGGAACAGUACAAGAAGGAAGCUCCGUUUGCUGACGGUCUGGGCGAGUUUGAUGAAGCACGGGCAGUUGUGAUGGAUCUGAUCGGGGAGUACGAGGCAGCCGAAAAGGAGAAUUACCUAGAUCCAGAUGCAGGUAAGGCAAAUGAGAUGGUAUGA